AUGGAUAAGUUUAUAGGUAUUGGUAAAGUUAUUCAUAAUACAGGUAUAGAUUGGCUUGUUUCUGAUGCAAAAUCCAUCCAACUAAUCGAGAUCGAGGAAAAUUUUUUUCCAUCAUCAAUUGAUAGUAAAUUAAGAAAUGAUAAAUUAACAAUUGAGCUUGGCGUAUUUAUCGAUGAUGCUCUUUGGAUAUAUUAUCAGCAAUUAUAUGAUAAUAAGGCCGAUUUAAUCCUUCAAAAUUAUGCAUUUGCUAUUGUAAACAAUGUACAAUUUAAAGAAGCUAACAUUUUAUUUUUAUAUAAAUCAAAUUAA
Molecule: messenger RNA, 309 nt
Organism: Loa loa (African eye worm)
Lineage: Eukaryota; Metazoa; Nematoda; Chromadorea; Rhabditida; Onchocercidae
Exons: 3
Coding region: 1-309 (102 amino acids)
Source: RefSeq, a predicted model, not a curated record